Molecule: messenger RNA, 768 nt
Organism: Schistocerca piceifrons (Central American locust)
Lineage: Eukaryota; Metazoa; Arthropoda; Insecta; Orthoptera; Acrididae
Exons: 6
Coding region: 1-768 (255 amino acids)
Source: RefSeq, a predicted model, not a curated record
AUGAGGGCGUUUCUCUUGUUGGUAGUCGUGGUGGGCGCCAUCGUUGCGGACGAAGCAGUGAACGUGGCGAAGCCCGUCGUGUUGGAGGAGAAAGCUCAGGAGGUCAAAGCGGAAGGGAAGACGAUUGAAGCCAAGGCAGAGGGGAAGGAGGUGGACCUCGGCUCCAGGACGGCGGUCGGCGACAUCGGUGAAAGAAGCGCCGUCCCGGCAGCGCCCAUCUACCCAUAUCCAUACUCGACGUACUACUGGCCGUAUGUGGCUAUCGCGGCGCCUUCGCAACUGGCGCGCUCGGACGGUAAAGGCGUCGUCCCAGCAGUGCCCUACUACUACCCGUAUGCCUACACGACAUUGUUGCUGUUGGUUGUCUUGGUGGGUGCGGCCAUUGCGGAGGAAACAGUGAAGGUGGAGGAGAAGCCCGUCACAGUGGUGGCCAAAACGGAGGACAAGAUGACGCCUGUGGUGGCAAAGGUGGAGGGGGAGGGGCUGGAGCUCGGCUCCAGGACAGGCGCAGUCGACAUCGGUGAGAGGAGCGCCGUCCCAGCAGCCCCCAUUUACCCGACACCGUACCCUUCCUACUACUGGCCGUACUACGUACCCCUGGCAGCGCCGUCGCAGCUGGCCCGCUCGGACUCUAACGGAGUGGUGACUACAGUGCCCUACUACUACCCGUAUGCCUACACGUAUCCCUACUACACGUAUCCGUACGCACCUGUAGUGGCGGCGGCACCCGUGCCUGCCCUCCGUGUGCUACCUGCCUGGAAAAAGUAA